GACUGGAAGAAGCCUUAGACCCCAGACAGAAAAACCGAGGCCCAGAGAGGGACAGGAAUCUACCCCAAGUCACACAACGUGUUAGUGGCAGGAACCAGGCCAGAACCCGGGUGCCUUGAUUCCUGGUCUGGACAGAGGUGCCAUGCAGUCCCGGGUCCUUCUCGUCACUGCCUUCCUGGUGCUCCUGGCCUCUGCCCGAGCUACAGAGGGGGAGGACCCCUCCCUUCUGGGCCUUAUGCAGGGUUACGUCCAGCAUGCCACCAAGACCGCCCAGGACACACUGACCACCGUGCGGGAGUUCCCGGUGGCCCAGCAGGCCAGGGCCUGGGUGACCGGUCGCUUCACCUCCCUGAAAGACUAUUGGAGCACGCUUACAGGCAAGUUCUCCGGGUUCUGGGAUUCGACCUUUGCCGUCACACCGACGCCAGCCUCUGAAGCCAAGUGAGACCUUGACGCAGCACGUCUUCCUGCCCAUCCAGCCCGCUGGCUCCUUGGGCCAUCCCAAAAGUCGCUUGAAAGUGACGGCAUUCUCACCUUCCGCCCCACCCCAGACCUGGCCCACCCCCAAGCCUCCUGCCCUGCCAAUAAAACUGGAUGAGAAGCUGCCUCGAGUGGGACGUCCCACGCAUGCCAUGUGUGUUCGGGCGUGGAAAUGGGCCAGGGCUCUUCUGUGGGUGGGCGCUGAGCUACGUCUCACUGCUGGCCUGGGGCCAGUGCCCUACGCGCCCGUUAGCAGUCGGGUGGUGUCUGGGCCCAAGUUUCCUCAUCACACGGAGGCAGGAGAGCUCUGCUUCCACAGGCUUGUGUGGAGGAGAAGAUGGGGUAAGAGGUCCGACAACACUUUGAUAAACUGUCAGAUGCUGUA
Messenger RNA from Felis catus (domestic cat), 865 nucleotides. It is a transcript of the gene APOC3, whose product is annotated as apolipoprotein C3. NCBI's taxonomy places the organism in Eukaryota, Metazoa, Chordata, Mammalia, Carnivora, Felidae. The record is from RefSeq and is a predicted model, not a curated record. Gene Ontology annotation, biological process: negative regulation of high-density lipoprotein particle clearance; cholesterol homeostasis; negative regulation of triglyceride catabolic process. Gene Ontology annotation, cellular component: extracellular region; spherical high-density lipoprotein particle; chylomicron. Gene Ontology annotation, molecular function: phospholipid binding; lipase inhibitor activity; high-density lipoprotein particle receptor binding. Bases 143 to 445 code for a protein of 100 amino acids. The transcript has 4 exons.